Molecule: messenger RNA, 755 nt
Organism: Drosophila kikkawai
Lineage: Eukaryota; Metazoa; Arthropoda; Insecta; Diptera; Drosophilidae
Gene: AP-2sigma
Product: adaptor protein complex 2, sigma subunit
Biological process (GO): intracellular protein transport; clathrin-dependent endocytosis
Cellular component (GO): membrane coat; intracellular membrane-bounded organelle; AP-2 adaptor complex
Molecular function (GO): clathrin-cargo adaptor activity
Source: RefSeq, a predicted model, not a curated record
UCUAUAGUGAUACACAAUUUGCUCAUAAUCAGUUUUUCGCUUCCGCCGCUGGAAGAUAAAAUUGUAAAUAGCAACGCAGCUGCCUGUCUAAAUCUCCGGAAAAUGAUUCGCUUCAUACUGAUACAAAACCGAGCUGGCAAAACUCGCCUGGCCAAAUGGUACAUGAACUUUGAUGAUGACGAGAAACAGAAACUUAUUGAGGAGGUGCAUGCAGUGGUCACGGUUCGCGAUGCCAAGCACACCAACUUCGUAGAGUUCCGCAAUUUCAAGAUCGUGUACCGACGGUAUGCGGGUCUGUAUUUCUGCAUCUGCGUGGACGUGAACGACAAUAACCUGUGCUAUCUGGAGGCCAUCCACAACUUUGUGGAGGUGCUGAACGAAUACUUCCAUAACGUAUGCGAGCUGGACCUCGUCUUCAACUUCUACAAGGUGUACAGCGUGGUGGACGAGAUGUUCCUGGCGGGCGAGAUCCGGGAAACCUCCCAAACAAAGGUGCUCAAGCAGCUGCUGACGCUGAAUUCGCUGGAGUAGAGGAGGAGGUGGCAGUCCUCCGUAUCGACAAAUCGCCCGAUCGUCAGCAUUCCCCUAGCCCCGGCCAGGCGUUAUACCCGCUUAUCGAAUCUUUUCUCAUAUACUAUUACGCGUAUUAUUAUUAUUAUCUGUAAUGUGUUCUCUAUGCAAGCAAACACUCAAAUGUUAAAUACCGUGUUUAGAAACAAAUGAUGUACCAUAAGAGAUUGUAUGCAAAGUGCAAA